This is a messenger RNA of Spodoptera littoralis (African cotton leafworm), 450 nucleotides long. The record is from the annotation of a GenBank genome assembly. NCBI's taxonomy places the organism in Eukaryota, Metazoa, Arthropoda, Insecta, Lepidoptera, Noctuidae.
AUGUCUUCAAAAUACAGACGAGUCGGUGGUGGUCCGCGCACACACUGGCCUCUGUCUACUCAUCCAUCACUGCACAUCCGCACGAUACUGCGAGACUCACGAUUUCACUGUCACAGCACGCGGCGGCCUGGGGCCAGCCGGAGUCACGGCACGCACCAGCACAGACGUUUCAAUAGUACCGCGGCUACCGCUGCAGUGGAGUGGACGACGCGGGCAUCAGUCGGCGCGCGAGGUGUGCUGCGCGAAGUGCAGCGCAAUGCGGAGAGAGCUGUACGAGACGACGCGCGUGACUCGCCGCCGCCGACUGACGGGCGCGCCGCGACGAGCCUCGGCUCACCACCACACGCGCACCCGCGCACACUCGCACCGCGCCGACAAGCCGACACAGAGCCGCGCUACACCGACACGCCGCGCCGCCAACCCACCACACCAGAUCCAAACAUAUUUUAA